AUGAAUCGCUCCAAAGUGGCUCCAUUAAAGCAGUUGUCGAUUCCUCGUAUGGAACUUCUGGCCGCCGUUCUUGGAGCCAGGCUAAAGCAAACAGUGAUGAAUAAUCAUCAUUUUGCGAUUAUUAGAGUGCUACACUGGAUCGAUGCCGACGUUGUCCUGUCAUGGAUUCGAUCUGAUCAACGCCGAUACAAACAAUUUGUAGGAUUUCGCAUUGGCGAAAUUCUUAGUUUGACAAAAAUAUCCGACUGGCGCUGGGUACCUACAAGGCUCAACGUGGCAGGUCAGCUAACAAAGUGGGGCAAGGACCCAGUGCUACAUUCUGAUGGCUCAUGGGUGCGAGGACCUUCCUUUCUGUACUCUCCGGAAACAGAUUGGCCAAAGAAACAGCUACCACCAGCAAACACGACAGAAGAGCUCCGAAUACACUUGCUAUUGCACAAUGUAGUCGUACCCGAAAUUCUCGUAGAUGCGAGAAAUAUCUCGAAGUGGACAGUGCUCGUGAGGAUGAUGGCAUCUGUCCUGCGGUUCAUCUCUAAUUGCCAGCGAAAGGUUAAAGGGCUACCGAUCGAAACACUAAAAGCAACGGAUAGGCAGAGAAAGCUGCUGAGUCCGAUUAUCAUCAGUAAGAUUCAGAUGCCUUUACAACAAGAAGAAUAUGAGAAAGCGGAACGGUACCUGCAGAAAAUGGCACAAGCCCAGGGCUUCAUCGAUGAGUUGAAGGUACUAAAACGGAACAAGGAGCGACCGGUGACCGAGUGGCUGGCUUUAGACCGAACCAGUCCGCUACACAAGCUGACGCCGCUGAUUGACGAGAGCGGUUUGAUUCAGAUGGAAGGUCGCUGCGAACUUGCGAAAUCCCUGCCAUUUGAUCUGUGUUUUCCAGUAAUUUUGCCAGCAAGCAAUUGGGUUACACAUCUGAUUGCAUUGCACUAUCAUAAAAGAAGUGGCCAUGGAUAUCGACAGGUUGUCAGAAACAGGCUGAAACAGCUGUACUACGUCGUGAGCAUAGAUGCCGUUAUUAAGUCAGCGUUGAAGUCCUGCAUGUGGUGUAAAGUUCACCGCAAUCGUCCCACGGUUCCACAAAUGGCUCAAUUGCCAGAACAGCGGAUUACGCCGUACCUGCGCCCAUUUAGCUACGUUGGAGUCGAUUACUUGGGGCCGUUUGAAGUAACUGUUGGAUGCCGGACAGAAAAAAAGGUGGAUUGA
This is a messenger RNA of Ochlerotatus camptorhynchus, 1206 nucleotides long. RefSeq lists its product as uncharacterized. The record is from RefSeq and is a predicted model, not a curated record. Bases 1 to 1206 code for a protein of 401 amino acids. Lineage: Eukaryota; Metazoa; Arthropoda; Insecta; Diptera; Culicidae. The transcript has a single exon.